ACUGCUUCCGGGUCGCGGCGGACGUCGUUUCCGUAGCAGCAUGGCGGCCACGGAGGAUGAGCGGCCGGCGGGGAGUGGAGAGGGAGAGCGACUGGAUUUCCUACGGGACCGGCACGUGCGGUUCUUCCAGCGCUGCCUCCAGGUCUUGCCGGAGCGCUACUCUUCGCUCGAGACCAGCAGGUUGACUAUUGCAUUUUUUGCACUCUCUGGGCUGGAUAUGUUGGACUCCUUAGAUGUGGUGAACAAGGAUGAUAUAAUCGAGUGGAUUUACUCCCUGCAGGUCCUUCCCACAGAAGACAGAUCAAAUCUAAAUCGCUGUGGUUUCCGAGGCUCUUCAUACCUGGGUCUUCCAUUCAAUCCAUCAAAGAAUCCUGGAACAGCUCAUCCUUAUGAUAGUGGCCACAUAGCAAUGACCUACACUGGCCUUUCAUGCUUAGUUAUUCUUGGAGAUGACCUAAGCCGAGUAAAUAAAGAAGCUUGCUUAGCAGGCUUGAGAGCCCUUCAGCUAGAAGAUGGAAGUUUUUGUGCAGUACCUGAAGGCAGUGAAAAUGACAUGCGAUUUGUAUACUGUGCUUCCUGUAUUUGCUAUAUGCUCAAUAACUGGUCUGGCAUGGAUAUGAAAAAAGCCAUCAACUAUAUUAGAAGAAGUAUGUCCUAUGACAAUGGGUUGGCACAGGGAGCUGGACUUGAAUCUCAUGGAGGAUCAACUUUUUGUGGCAUUGCAUCACUGUGCCUGAUGGGUAAACUAGAAGAAGUUUUUUCAGAAAAAGAAUUGAACAGGAUAAAGAGGUGGUGUAUAAUGAGACAACAAAACGGUUAUCAUGGAAGACCUAAUAAGCCUGUCGACACCUGUUAUUCUUUUUGGGUGGGAGCAACUCUAAAGCUUCUGAAAAUUUUCCAGUAUACUAACUUCGAGAAAAAUAGAAAUUAUAUCUUAUCAACUCAAGAUCGCCUUGUAGGGGGAUUUGCCAAGUGGCCAGAUAGUCAUCCAGAUGCUUUGCAUGCAUACUUUGGAAUUUGUGGCCUGUCACUAAUGGAGGAAAGUGGCAUUUGUAAAGUUCAUCCUGCCCUGAACGUAAGCACACGGACUUCUGAGCGCCUUCGAGAUCUCCAUCAGAGCUGGAAAACCAAGGACUCUAAACAGUGCUCAGAGAAUGGACUGGAAGAGUACAAGGCAGAGUCUGUGGUGCUGGCGAUGUUCUGUUUCAUAACUUAGGUGCUGGUUACAUAGGUGCAUUCACUUUAUGAAUAUCAAGCUGUACACUUAUGAUUUGUGCACUUUUCUGUAUGUAUAAUUACAGUUCAAUAAAAAUGUUUACUAAAAAGAAUA
Messenger RNA from Eubalaena glacialis (North Atlantic right whale), 1330 nucleotides. RefSeq names its product protein geranylgeranyltransferase type I subunit beta (gene PGGT1B). NCBI's taxonomy places the organism in Eukaryota, Metazoa, Chordata, Mammalia, Artiodactyla, Balaenidae. Gene Ontology annotation, molecular function: CAAX-protein geranylgeranyltransferase activity. Gene Ontology annotation, biological process: protein geranylgeranylation. The transcript is spliced from 10 exons. Gene Ontology annotation, cellular component: CAAX-protein geranylgeranyltransferase complex. The coding region runs from base 41 to 1216 and encodes 391 amino acids. The record is from RefSeq and is a predicted model, not a curated record.